This is a messenger RNA of Amphimedon queenslandica, 1272 nucleotides long. RefSeq names its product pre-mRNA-splicing regulator WTAP-like. NCBI's taxonomy places the organism in Eukaryota, Metazoa, Porifera, Demospongiae, Haplosclerida, Niphatidae. The record is from RefSeq and is a predicted model, not a curated record. Bases 58 to 987 code for a protein of 309 amino acids. Gene Ontology annotation, biological process: mRNA modification; regulation of alternative mRNA splicing, via spliceosome. The transcript is spliced from 8 exons. Gene Ontology annotation, cellular component: nucleus.
UUUACUAUUAUUCAAGAGUUUCGCUCGUAUAAUUAGAGUUACUCUCAUGUGGUCAUUAUGGCGGAUGUCAAAUCUGCAGGCCAAAGCUCACAAGCUGAGAAAGGUCGAAAGAGAAGCUUGUCGCCGAAUGAUUCAAUAAGAGCAAGAAAGAGGAUUAAGAUCAGUAGCUCGGAAUUGAAGAACAUGAAAAAAGAGAAAAUAAUCCACUACUGGAAGGAACAAGAUGCUGUAAUUGAUAGUUUAUUAGCUAAAUUGGAAAAUUCUUCAGCUGAGGAAGUCAUCAAACUCAAGGACUCAGAGGCUCGGUUACAGUCACAGGUACAAGAACUGACAAGACGAGAGAACGUAUUAAACAUGAGACUAGCGACCAAACAAGAGGAAGUUCGGAACAUUCUAGCUCAGCUUCAAGACCUCAAGGAAUCCCAGACUGCCGAGAGUACUAACCUUCACAGUCUUACGAUAGAUCCUGCGGUUAAUCUUCUCUUCCAGCAGAUGUCGUCAGAGCUAAAAGCUUCAAGAGAGAAACUUGAACAAGCCCAGAACGACCUCAGUGCUUGGAAAUUCACACCAGACAGUGUAACAGGAAAGAAAUUGAUGUCAAAGUGUCGUAGCCUGUUGCAGGAGAAUCAAGAUCUUGGCAAGCAGAUAUCCCAAGGAAGAGUGGCACAGCUUGAAGCAGAAAUAGCUCUACACAAGAAGCACUGCCUUGAACUGAAGGAGACUUAUGAAGAAGUGGCAGAGUAUGUCAUACAGCAAGAUGAAGAGAGUGAUAUGUUGUUAGCUACUAUUCUCCAUCAACAGCAGCAAAUCAAAGACUCCCCAAGACCCAAGAAAACAGACACAGCCUCCAAAGCUCCGCCCACAGUGACGGCCGAAGGAGACAGGGGAGGAGGAGGAGGAGGGGCUGAGAAAGCUCCGCCCAAAAUUAAUGGACCCUCUCCCUCGUCUCUGGGUGAGAACAGUGAUAGUGUAAGGAGUCAAGAGUAGGUUUAGUUGUUUGUGUUAAAGUUAAUGUUUAAAUGUUUGUCAUUUUUGGCUUUUAAUUAUUAUUAUUAUUAUCUUUAUGUUAUUAUUAUUAUUAUUUUGUAUUAUAAUUUUAGCUUUUUUCCACUUCUGUAUCUCCCCCUCUCUAUCUAUAUUUUACGUUAUUAAUAAUGAUAAUAAUAAACUUUACACGCAUACAUGCACAUUCUCUCUCUCUCUCACUACAUUUGCCCAUUCCUCCUUCACUCAGUCAAUAUGAAAAGUAAAAUGAUUAAAUCUUUGUCUACA